AUGGGCUCGGAAGAUACUCAGAAAGAAGCCCCCGUGGAAGCUCCCGAACUCCCCCAGCAUCGUCAAUAUGGUGACACUCCGGAUGGCGGCUUGCUGGCAUGGACUCAGGUUGCCAUGGGCCACCUGGUAAUAUUCAACUGCUGGGGCUACAUAACCUCGUUUGGCUUCUUCCAACAAUACUACGUUGAGCAGCUGCACAGGACGGCCUCCGACAUAUCAUGGAUCGGGUCGAUGCAGAUGUUUCUGCUGAACUUCGUCGGCUUCUUCUCCGGUCGAACAGUUGACUCGGGACACUUCCGACUAUCGCUGAGCAUUGGCUGCGCGUUCCAGGUCGCCGGCGUCUUCUUUACCGCUUUCUCGACCAAGUAUUGGCAAGUGUUUCUCGCGCAGGGUGUGUGCAGCGGUCUCGGCCACGGUUUCUUGUUCGCGCCCAUCGUGUCCAUUCUUCCAACCUAUUUCAAGAAGAACCGUGCCCUGGCCGUAUCGUUGGCGACUUGUGGCGCCUCCACGGGCGGCAUGGUGUUCCCCAUCAUCGCCUACUUCGCGAUGCCGCGGCUGGGGUUCCGGUGGACCGUCAUCAUCAUGGGCUGCGUCAUUACGUUCAACGCAAUCAUGAUUCUCUGCUUCACGAGGACACGCGUUCCCGCCCGCAAGCCUCGGUCGUUGUUCGACCUGCGUGCUUUCACCGAACUGCCCUUCGCGUUGUUCGCCGUAGGCUCGUUCUUUGCCCUUUGGGGCAUUUACUUUGCGUAUUUCUAUGUGAGCUGCGACUCCUGCUUGGGUCAACUCUCGUCAUCUAACGUCUUUCAGAUUGGUAUUUUUGGUCGCUCGGUUUUGGAUUUCUCUUUGACCCAGUCACUCCUUUCCAUCAUCGUCAUGAACGGUGUCGGGCUUUUCGGGCGUGUGAUCCCGGCCUUGCUGGCUGACAGGUACUUUGGGAUCUUGAACACACUGAUCCCCGUUGUCGGCGCCAGUGGCAUCCUCAUUCUUGGCUGGAUAGGGGUUUCUUCCACCGGCGGUCUGUUCGGCUGGGCGGUGAUUUACGGAAUCGCUGCAAACGCCACUCAGAGCCUCUUCCCGGCCGCUGUCGGUGAUCUGAGCACCGAUCCAACGAGGGUCGGCACGAAGGUGGGCAUGAUCCUGGCAGUGGUGGGCGUUGCUUGCUUCACGGGGCCUCCCAUUGGGGGACAUCUAAUCGCAAUCAAUGAUGGUAGCUAUCUGUUUGCUCAGAUUUUUGGGGGUCUUGCUAUGUUGGCAGGCUGUGGAACUUACAUAGUUGUGGCCUUUAAACGGCCUAAAAAAGUGUUGUGA
Molecule: messenger RNA, 1311 nt
Organism: Colletotrichum higginsianum IMI 349063
Lineage: Eukaryota; Fungi; Ascomycota; Sordariomycetes; Glomerellales; Glomerellaceae
Product: MFS monocarboxylate transporter
Exons: 2
Coding region: 1-1311 (436 amino acids)
Biological process (GO): transmembrane transport
Cellular component (GO): fungal-type vacuole membrane
Molecular function (GO): transmembrane transporter activity
Source: RefSeq, a predicted model, not a curated record